AUGUAUGCAGGUAGCUCUACAACAUCAAAACAAAAGUCCAAGGCUUGUUGGGCUUUACAUAAAUCAAAAAUACACCAACCUGAUGGAGGAGUCAUCAAAGAAAGUAUCAAGAGUGCAUUUCAAAUGAACGUCCUAGCAGAGAACAAAAAGAAGGAGAGGGAAAAAGAAAUUAUUCUUGACUACUUCAAAAUUCAAAUGGAAAAUCAAAAGUGUUAUAGUAAUUUGAAACUUGAUGAAGUCUUACUCAAUAUUUAUAAUCGCCAAACUGUUAGCCAAUCCAAAAACUUCCAGCUUGUUCAAGAAAAUAGAUAUUUAAAAGGACAAGUGGCACGAUUAGAAAGAAACAAUGAGGAGUUGAAGAAGGAUAAAAAGCCAUGGCAUGGUCGGGUGCUCAAACCUAUUUUAGUUAAGCAACAGCAACAAGUGAACCAUGGGGUCAUGGGGAAAACUAAAAAAUAA
Rhizophagus irregularis DAOM 181602=DAOM 197198 is the source of this 459-nucleotide messenger RNA. NCBI's taxonomy places the organism in Eukaryota, Fungi, Glomeromycota, Glomeromycetes, Glomerales, Glomeraceae. The record is from RefSeq and is a predicted model, not a curated record.